This is a messenger RNA of Chironomus riparius, 731 nucleotides long. Lineage: Eukaryota; Metazoa; Arthropoda; Insecta; Diptera; Chironomidae. The record is from the annotation of a GenBank genome assembly.
UUAACUUGUAAAUUUUGUUUAUUCAUUCAUAUAGGUAUCGUUGUAAAUAGUUCGAUUUAAAACUUUAAUUCAAUGAUAUCUGCAAAAACUCAAGAACAAGUUCUAAAAUUGAUUCAAGAAAAGGAGAGAAUUGAAAAGGAAAUCCAAAAUCAUGGAGUUGCUCUUAAAAAUAAUAAUAUUGGAUUUAAUGAGCCAUUAGUAGAUAGUGAAGGGUUUCCUAGAAAUGAUAUUGACGUUAGGUCUGUACGAUUGGCACGUACACAAAUAGUAUGCCUUCAAAAUGACUUGAAAGACAUAACUAAAGCUAUUGAGGAAGGUCUGGCGAAAUAUUUUGUAGAAAAAAAAGACAUGCCAAGUUCAUCAUCUGUCCCAUCUCUUUCGAACAUAUCAUUAGAAAGCAAAUCAGAAGUUUUGAAAGAUGUAGAAUUAAAGCCAUUCUUGAUAGUGAGCAUGGUAAGUGAAAAUUCUCCUGGAUCAAUUGUAGGCUUACAGAUGAAUGAUCGAAUUUUGACAUUUGGAAGUAUCAAUUGUUACAAUUUCAAAGAUCUAAAUCAAAUCGGAGAAUUAGUUAACAACAGCAAGAAUCACCAUAUAAAAAUUAAGUUAAGGAGAAAUGAAAUUGAUUUGGAGCUAAUAUUGACACCAAAGAUAUGGAAUGGUCAAGGUCUUUUAGGAUUCAAAAUUAAUGCAAUCCCUAUGACUAAUUGAAAUCAUGUUUAUUAUUUUAAUAA